CUUCCCCACUUGGAGCGCCCCGUGCGCCGAUCGGCCUGGAACCCUGUGCUGGCGCCAUGGCGCCCAAGGCGGCCAAGGCUAAGGCGGCCAAGGCCGGUGCGAAGGCAGGCGCCAAGGCGGCAGCCAAAGUGGCGGCCUCGCCACCUCCUGCGCCCCCGCUGGAGAAGCUGUCGGUCUUCGAUGCAGAGACCAAUUUGAAUUUCAUUGAAGAUGAGGAUUGGGCUGCCCUUGCUUCUGCAGAGGAGGGCUCAACGCAGCUAACGGUGAUGAAGGCAGUGUUGCUGCUUUUAGGUGAGGAGACUUGGCGUCCAGAGAUCGCGCGGGAGGCGCUGGAGAAGCCGGAUCAGCUGCUGAAGGAGAUCAAAGCCUUAGGGCCAUUGGGCGCCAGCGAGGCCAACCUCAAACAGGCCGCCUCUGGCCUGGAAGCGUGUGACCUGGGAGCUCUCGCGGCCAAGGCGAAAGCUGCUCCUGGCGCUCCAGCUGCGGUGGCUUUAGCACAGCUCGUGGAGGCCUAUGCUGCGGAGCGCAGUGGCACCGCACGCACGAGGCAGCGCUUCGCCAUGGGCAUUGAAACGGUGGCUUUUCAACAAUUGCAUCGCAACCUACAGCAGGCCCUACAUGCUCGACAACACGUGUCCUGGCUUUGAAGCCACCUGCCGCGACUGGGUUUGACCCGGUCGUAGGAGGUGAGGGCCUGGC
This is a messenger RNA of Durusdinium trenchii, 699 nucleotides long. NCBI's taxonomy places the organism in Eukaryota, Dinophyceae, Suessiales, Symbiodiniaceae. The record is from the annotation of a GenBank genome assembly.